Linum trigynum is the source of this 2968-nucleotide messenger RNA. NCBI's taxonomy places the organism in Eukaryota, Viridiplantae, Streptophyta, Magnoliopsida, Malpighiales, Linaceae. The record is from the annotation of a GenBank genome assembly.
GAAUAGGGAAAUCACAAAAAAUACCCGAACAAAUGACAGUUAGUAUACUAUAUGGUAUCUCGUUACCAACUGCAUACCAUAUGGUAUCUUCUUUGUUUUUAAGUCAUUGUUAAAAAAAUUUGCACAGAAGGAAUGAGUUCAUCAUGAUCUAUUGAAUCUAUCAAUAUCUGGGUGAACAAAAUACAAGACCAAAAAAUAUCACACAAUACCAACCAAUACCACUCUAGUAUGUUGUGGUAUCUUGUGGUACACAAUGAUGAAAGUCGUAAAUGACAGUUAGUAUACUCCUACUAUCAUGUAUUCAAUCAUCAUAUAGUCUUGGUAUGUUCAUACCACCAUGGUAAGCAUUUUCAUACCAUAUGGUAUGCUCUUAUUUAAUACCAGUCAAUACCAUAUGGUAUAUACUGGUAAAAAAUAGCUCAAUUUUUUUUGAUAAAAAAAUAUAUCAAAAUGGAUAUCAUUUUGAAGAACACAAUUAAUCUGAUCUAACUGUGCAAAAAAAAUUAAAGUCCAACUUAAAACAAGUGAGAAAUCACCCGUUAAAGAUUAAGGAGAAAAAAUUAAAAGCUUUUAAGGAAAAAGAAUGGACGCUUAUGAUUGGAUUGUGAUUGAGUUAUAUAUAAUUACUCACUAUAAGAUUAUGGAUAGAACUGCUCUCCAUACGGUUUCACAACAAAUUAUGUGGAUAGGUCACUAAUUUGCGGAAAUUGUUUCAAAAGAAUCCUGCAGCGAUAUUCCCUUUUCUGUUUUUUGUUUUGUUUUAAGGAACUGUUGUAGCUCUCCAUCGCCUCUCACUCUCGGUUGCCAUAAAAGAACACAUAGAGUAGUGCAUUUGCUUUCUCGGAUCAGGGUUGCGAAUGAGGUAAUUCAUUACUUUCGAUCAUAGAUGAUGCAUAGGUUAUCAUAAUGGAACAGAUAGGUGUCAACUUCCAAGUGCCCAACUGCUCUCGAGACGACAGAUGCGAAAGUGAGCGAAACCAUGUAGCUAUAGCGUUGGAAUGCAAUAACUUUCUCCUUAUUUUGGGCGCAUUUUCUCCAAACGACUCUUAACCUCCAUAAACAGAAAAGAUUGCAGAUCUGAUCUGUAAGCAAGAGAAUGAGAGCAACAAACAUACGUUAAUAUAUAUAUUUAGGAGGGGGACUGGCGAUACGUCCACCUCGGCGUGAAUGUGUAGGAUGCGGGAAUCGAAAUACAAACACACGCUGACUAUUAACUAAUAUAUAUGACAAUUUAGUCACUCACAGGCUUCUGAAGCAGAAUUCAUGGUUGGUGGUGUAUAUAUACAAAGAUGAACUCAAACACUAAUAAUUCAAAUCAUAAAAAUACGAGAAUUACACCACCCCAAGGACAUCGCACAGCAAUGACAUCGACCCAAUUCCUUCAGGCAUCCCAAACUGCCGCCGCCGCCGCCAUUUCUAAGCAAACGGUUCAUAUUCCUUGGGUAGGCGGCAGCAACAGCUCAUUGAGCUUUAACCGUCAGCGUCGUAGUAGCUUGUGGGAUACGCAAACAGCACUACCACUCCGAGCUGCGAAUACAAACAGGUUUAAUCGCUUGCUAGCUGCAGCUAAGGACGACGAUAUCGAAAUUGCUGUCGCAAAUCCAGACGAAGAAGAGCUCGAUCGCCCAGCGGCGGCCGAAUCGGUUCAUGGGUUUCUGGUCCAACAGGGGCGGGUUCACCGGCAGCGUGUUAUGGUUAGAUCAUUCGACAUUGACAGGCACAAGAAAGCAACCAUUGCCGCACUGAUGAGACAGAUACAGGAUUCGGCAUGUAACCAUGCCACAAGUUUGGGGGUAGAGCUGGAGAGCUUCGCUUCGACGCCGUUUAUGACGAGAAACAACCUCGGUUGGGUCAUCACUUCUAUACAAAUGGUGGUGGACCAAUAUCCUUCAUGGCGCGAUGUGCUGCAAGUGGACACGUGGACAUACACCGUCGGGAAGAAUGGGUUGGCUAAUGACUGGGUGAUCCUAAACGACAAGACCGGUGAAACUUUAGUCCGAGCUACAAACACUUGUGUGAUGAUGAACUACGAGACGAGGAGGCUGCACAAGUUCGUGCGGGAAGUGAGGGACGAGCUGGCGUGUCGUAUUGUGCCGGUGGAAGAGUCUGUCGUCCCCAAAAACGAACAAAGAUUACCGCGGCUGGAUUUCGCGACCGCCGACAGUGUCACCAGCGGCCUCACGUCAAGGUGGUUCGACUUGGACGUGAAUCAUCAUGUGAACAACGUCAAAUACGUGGACUGGAUCCUGGACAGCGUCCCAGGCUCGCUCCCGGAGGGGCACGAGCUUCACGCGAUGACUAUUGAGUUCAGAAAAGAGGUUGCUAUAGAUACCGUUGUGCACUCUCUUUCCAAACGAAAUAGCAGGGCGGCAGCAGCCGCCGACGGGAAUGUGAACGGAGACGACCAUGGCGAUUUUGCUCCGGUGGAGGUGGACCAUUUGCUGUGCCUGGAGGAUGGGUCUGAGAUAUUGAGGGCAAGAACAACUUGGAAUCCCAAGAAAAAACCAACCUUAUAAUUAAUUACUUCAUUCAUUCUCACUCACUCACUCACUAAACACGCAGUACCACACCUGACGGAACUCGUGGGAGAGAGGCGUCGACUUUUCUUUGUGUUUUUUUGUGCUGCCUUGGAAAUGCUUUAUCAAUUUUCAGGGAUUUGUGUUGUAUUUGAUUUGAUUCGAUUCGUUACGUUCUCUUUCUAACUGGUGCUCUUUUCAUUUAUUGUCCAACAGAUGUAUUAAAAUAGAUAUUUGUGGUUGGAUGUACAUUGUAUUACGUUAUAAGUUUCGUGUACGUAAUUUUGUUACUUUUGGUCACUCGUAUUAUCAAUUUUUUCAUAUUCGAUAUUUUCUAUACACAUAUAAUAUUUUUCAUAUAAUCGUGUUCACUUCAACUAAUUUUAUUCGUUCUAGUGAUUUAUUUUUGUACUUUUCAGUUUGCACCUAUGUAAUAUAGGUGUAAUUGUCAA